This is a messenger RNA of Peronospora belbahrii, 273 nucleotides long. The record is from the annotation of a GenBank genome assembly. Lineage: Eukaryota; Oomycota; Peronosporomycetes; Peronosporales; Peronosporaceae.
AUGGAGAAGAUAAAGUCUUCCCGGAUGAAAGCUGACGAGGAUGAGCGCAUGUGCGGCGCACUAGAUAGUGGACUCUUUGCAUCAGCAAUUGGUGUUAUUAUGUGCGCAAAGACGGUGACAAUCGAUGCGGUGAGGGACUUGCCAGAGCGCAAGCCAGCAGCUUGUCAAGCGCGAGCGCCUGUACCACGGCCAGAUCUUGGGGGAUUGUUGUUCUCAUCUCUUGCGACACGAUCAUUAAUACUGUAUCACAAACAAGCGCAGGAGCGCGCUUAA